Molecule: messenger RNA, 1525 nt
Organism: Chaetomium strumarium
Lineage: Eukaryota; Fungi; Ascomycota; Sordariomycetes; Sordariales; Chaetomiaceae
Exons: 2
Coding region: 448-1338 (296 amino acids)
Source: RefSeq, a predicted model, not a curated record
UAUAUCCUGCGGUCUCGAUAUCGUGGGCCCGCUGGGGCUACUCCGCUAAUAACAAACAUCGCGAGUGGGGAAAGGCGGCAUGUAAUUACACCAGACGCUGUGCCGCUUAUUCGUGAGACCGUUGGACCUGAACAUUUUACAUUUGCGAAUCCGCACCCCAACGGUGUACAUGGGCUGCGUGACAUUCCCACCUGUUUGAGUUUCAUUUGCACCAUUCAGUUGGGCCGUCGGGAAUAUGUCGCUCGGCUGUGAGCACUCGCAAGGUUGCCAAUCCUGGAAGGAACACGACCGACCUACUUACAAGACCAGCCGUUCUCGACAUGAUGUCAAAGGAACUCGCCUAGCUAGGUAUUUACCUAACAGAGGGACCAUGAUCGGGUGGACUGUCAAUGUGCAUCCCGUGACAAAAAAGCCUUCGUCCGCCUCUAGCAGCCAGGGGCAGCCACAAUGUCUGAAGACGGGAACCAACUGCAUCUCGUCCGAGAUGCAACCACCGACGGAGCCACUAUUCUUGUGCGCAUGCUUGCCGAUGGUGGUGUUCCCACGGCGAUCGGGGGGAUCAUAGCGGCCACCCACUACGGCGGGGGACUCUGUCCAUUGGAUAUCGAGUUGAUUGUAAACGGCGCCGAUCAAGAAAGGGCAUUCAACAUCCUAACCUCGCACGGCGCGCGGCCCUCCGUCCCCGAAGACCCCGAGCAGCAGCAGCAGCAGCAGCAGCAGCAGCAGCAGCAGCCGGCCACGUUCCAGCAAUGGCGGGAGCGUGCCCCGUACUACCGGUUCGGCGACCGGCGACGGAUGCGGCUCUGCUGUGUCCCCAUCUACGAGCUCCCCGAGACCGGAGACCCCGUCGACGACGCGCUGCGCCCGUUCGUCAUCCUGUAUUCGGCCGAGACCGUGGGACUUCCCGGGCUCCGUCUCACAGGCAGAGGCUCAGGGGAAACGGCGGCGGCGGCGGCGUCGGAAUGCGGAUCGUCGUACACGCCCAUAUCCUCCAUCGUGACGGCGUACAGGGCGACCAGUACGUGUCUCGUGCCGACAUUUCGGUGCCUCGUGGCGGCGGAGAUGCAUGUUCUUCUGCGCCAUGCAGAUUAUCAGUCGCUCCCGUGGGGCCAGCACGCCGCUCAGCUGUCGGAGCUUUUGCGGUCGCCGAGCUGCCCGGGAGGGUAUGAUAGCCUGCCGGAGCUGGUGAAUCCGGAGCUUGCGCGGUUUGCGGACUGGAUGAGGUUGUACUUGCGUGAUGGUUCGGUCGAUGGGGAUCUCGGUCAGUUGAAGGAGGCGUAUUGCAGGAGGAUGACCAGUAGCCAGGAUACGACGGACCACAGUUCAUGUAUGAGCUGAUAUAUGCUGGUUAUCUACCUUAGCCUGAGGCACUCGGGCGGUAGGAAGCAUAGUACCGUGUGCGAUUAUAGACCAUUUACGACAUGAAAGGCUCUCUAGUUGCUCAAAACUUUCCAUAUAUGCAAGACCACGCUCUCGGCCACCUAGUACCUAGUUGCCCGAGAUCUCUCCCAUAAGGAAAAGCCCG